AUGGACAGGAGGGAACAGUUAACCUUGACCUUCUACAUUCCUAAUGUCCCCACAGUGAAGGGGGACCGGAAAUACCAAAAGCCCACCCUCCCAAUAGACAAACAACUGAGUUCCUCCCAGAAGCGGCAGCUAUAUAUCAAUCAGACUCGGAUCUACAUUCGAAUGUUCUGUGGCAGUCUCUGUGGCUUUAGCCUCCUGAUGCUGAUCUCCACAUCCCCACUGAACUGGGUGCAGUUUCUGGUGACCAGGAGUGGAAUGGAAUUCUACGCAGGACUCUGGACCUUAUGCAACCAUGAGCUGUGCUGGGACAACACACCCAAGCCACCCUAUUAUCUCCAGUAUUCCAGAAUCUUCUACAUCAUCUCUAUUCUCACCAUACUUGUUACCCUCACCAUACUUCUCAACUCUUGCCUUCCUGAAAAAGAAAACGUGACCAGAAACUUCGAUCUGAAGGUAUCCAUGCUCAGCUUCAUCGCAGCCAUCUUCUUGUUCCUCUGCCUCUACAUGUUCCUGGCACAGAUUCACUGGCAUACUAGGAAUGUCAUGGAGUCAUCUUUCCUAUGGUCCUAUCAUAUGAACUGGUGGUGUGACUUCUUAUACAUGUGUUCUGGGAUCCUUUCUUUUCUCAAUUAUAUAACUUUCAAAUCUGUUCCCGUUGGUCUAAAUGUCACUGUUACUCCAGUGGAGAGGUCAAGAUUGGGGUUUGGUCCAACAACAACAAUAUGGCCUGCUGAAGAUGAAAUGUAA
Messenger RNA from Marmota flaviventris (yellow-bellied marmot), 747 nucleotides. It is a transcript of the gene Tmem202, whose product is annotated as transmembrane protein 202. Lineage: Eukaryota; Metazoa; Chordata; Mammalia; Rodentia; Sciuridae. The record is from RefSeq and is a predicted model, not a curated record. Gene Ontology annotation, cellular component: plasma membrane.